Messenger RNA from Pleurotus ostreatus (oyster mushroom), 942 nucleotides. RefSeq lists its product as uncharacterized. The transcript is spliced from 3 exons. Gene Ontology annotation, molecular function: protein heterodimerization activity. NCBI's taxonomy places the organism in Eukaryota, Fungi, Basidiomycota, Agaricomycetes, Agaricales, Pleurotaceae. Gene Ontology annotation, cellular component: transcription factor TFIID complex. Gene Ontology annotation, biological process: transcription by RNA polymerase II; RNA polymerase II preinitiation complex assembly. The record is from RefSeq and is a predicted model, not a curated record. The coding region runs from base 1 to 942 and encodes 313 amino acids.
AUGUCGUACACUCCAUCGCCGCAGCCACCGACGUCGAAUCAGUAUCCAUACGGGACUUACUUCGUUCCAGGGCCCUAUGCGACCCAAGCAGGUGCAUACGCUGCUACAUAUCCUCCAGGAACGCCGUAUCCAACAACUGGUUUGUCUUUCUAUUCGGGAUCAGUCUUAAGUCUAACACAUACCACAGGUACGACUGCGUAUGGAACUGGAACUGCGGCGUAUGGAGCGAACGCAUACCAGGCGGGUGUGACUGGGUAUGGGUGGCCGUAUCCAUAUGGAUAUCCUAUGCCCCAACCACCAGCGAGACAAGCAGGGACACCGACGCCUACAGCUACACCUGCCGCAGGGCAAACUCAAACACAGGCAAGUGGGAGCGCACAGAAUGCUACUGCUCAAUCUUCAACACCUGCGACCUCGAAUUCGACGACGAUGACGAUGCACCCUACUACAUCUACUUCGACAUUGGCGUCUGCGCCCACGACGAACACGAUGGCGGGAUCUGUUAAUCGGACGAAUACGGGGACGUUCUCUACGUUCUCCCCAUAUGCGAGGGAUACGUACGCUACUACUUCUAGUGCUGGGACAGGCGGAGGGCGAAAUGCGAGGAGGGGAGCUAGCUAUAAGGGAUUGUUCACGAAAGAACUAAAAAAUUUGAUGUACGGAUUUGGUGACGAUCGCAACCCAGCUAGCGAUACCGUCAAUGUCAUGGAGGAGAUACUAGUGGAGUUCAUCUUAGAUGUGUGUACGCAAGCAUCCCAGCACAGCUCCUCAAACAGAAAGGCGCGGUUAUCUAUAGAAGAUCUACGACAUGUUUUGUCGAGACCCGCAGACGCGAAGAAGCUAGCAAGAAUGGAGGAGUUGCUCUUCAUGCAGGAAGAUAUCAAACGAGCUAGAGCAGAAUUCGACGAUAACGAGAUGCAGGGCGGUGGUAAGGCCUUCUGA